AUGUGCAAAACUAUUCCCCGAGGUAAAACUAAACACUAUCGAGUGUUACUAUUCCCCGAGGCAAGACUAAACAUUAUCGAGUGUUUUGUUAUUCCCCGAGGCAAGACUAAACACUAUCGAGUGUUUUGGUGUCCCCGAGGCAAAACUAAACACUAUCGAGUGUUUUGGUCUGAACAACCCCGAGGCAAGACUAAACAAUAUCGAGUGUUUUGGUCUACCAGAGGCAAGACUAAACACUAUCGGGUGUUUUGGUCUAAGCACCUUGGGAACCUGAAAAGAAAGCGGGACGUCCUUCGCAACAAUGCUGAUCAGACUGGAAGAACGGAAGACGUACAAGCCUGGAGACGGCAGUCAGCUUCUGUUCUAAGACAAGCCAUCUUACAAGCUAAACGGACUUCCACUAUGGCAAGCCAUCUUGCAAGCUAA
Messenger RNA from Rodentolepis nana, 426 nucleotides. Lineage: Eukaryota; Metazoa; Platyhelminthes; Cestoda; Cyclophyllidea; Hymenolepididae. The record is from the annotation of a GenBank genome assembly.